AAUCUCGAUUCUGCGUCCGUUUGUACACACUGGCCUUUAAGCUUGAUUGGCAGUACAUGUCGGGUCGAGUGUAUGCACAUAUGUGGGCACCAAAUCUGAAGAACAAGUCGAAAUAGUUGUUAAUUACUCACUGUCCCUGCUAUCCGUCCAUCCAAUCGAUACGAAUCAUUGACUGACGUGUCUUCGUUGGACCUCGGGGCUGAUGAGUUGGGAGUGAAAGAGCGCAAGAGCCAUGAACAUCAUUGGCCGCUACGACAACUGGCUCUUGAACAUCAUCGAUCUCAUCUGCUAUGGAUUGACCUAUCCGUUUCUCUACUUCUUUAGCGGCUUCUUCUCCACCGUGUAUGAUGUGCCGCAUUUGCGCCAACAGUCACUCAUUCACCGAUUGACCCGUUUCCUCUGGGGCCUCUUUUUCUGCUCAUGGCUGCUCGUCACUUUGCCCCUCUAUAUCACGGGUCAGGUCUAUUGGACCCUAUUGUAUUCAUGUUUCGCGGCUCGGGAUUUCAUCCGGGUCGAUUUCAAAGCCAAGGAGGCGGCGGAUCAGGGUCCCCAGGAUGAUGAAUCUUUCGGGUUCCUUUCGGCCAACCUUUUGUUAGGGUUUGAUGCCUUGGGCACAUUUCAGAACAUGAAGCACGUGGGUGAGAGGCAUUCGGAAUUCCGCCGACGAUUUGCUCAACUUGGAUCGCAGAAGCCUUGGCAGAACUUGGCGGCCUUGAGUUCGUCGGGAUCGAAGGCGGACUCGAUUGCGUCAGAAUUCAUGCGGGUCGAUUUCAUUAUGUUCCAAGAGGUGUGGGACCGUUUUUAUGCCGGUUCCAUGGUUCAAGUCCUGAAGGACCAAGGGUUUCAGUGCUUCAUCAUGGACAUCAGUCGACAGAGUUGGUCGGGCAAUUAUUGCACCGGGAGUAGUGGACUAAUGUUGGCAUCCCGGUAUCCGAUACUGGAGGCCAAAUUCAUACCCUACAGGAACAAGAGAUCCUGGCAAAAAUUCAUUUCAUACGGUGCUCUCUUGGCUAAAGUCGAUCUUGGCCGGAAGACACUCAAUGGUCGGCGAGAAGUGGGCUACCUCGGGGAUCUUCAUACCAUGGCCUACCAAGAGAAAGAGAACCAGAUUGAGCAGGCCCUUACUCUGACGCAAGAUGAGUUCCGAAAGUUUCGAGAAAAGCACACGACCGAGAAUGAGGAGGUUGUAUUCGCCACGUUAGGCGGGGAUUUUAACUUUGAUAAUAUGUCUCCGGGCGACGCGCCAACUCAAAAGCAUCCACUUUUCCGAGAAUAUUUGGACGUGGGUGCCCAGGCCCCGGGAGUUGAUCGUGAUUGGACAAUUGGAACUGAGUGGCGCCAAUUGAGAAUACAUGAUGAGGAGGUAUCGACUCCCGAGGAUUUCAGAUCGAUCUUGGUGGACGAUGUCCUGAGGAGGUACUAUAUUUUAGACGCCGAUGUUGAGGUUCAAACUACGGAGCUAAUGGUUUGCGAUCCCAGACCAGACUCCGAAGGACAGAUCAAGGCUGAAGUCUUUGGAGGGAAACGCCGGAUUGAUAGGAUCUUGUACGAUCCCAAGUGCCCGACCCAACCCACGGGAUUCGGCUUUUACACGACGCUUACCGGCAUCACGGACCACGUGCCCGUGAGCCUGACUUUAUCAAGAACGUGAAAUGGUUUUCAAUAUUUUACUCAACAGGAGGUUUAUUCGCCGAAAUGAAUGGUCGACUUCACCAAAGAA
Messenger RNA from Tigriopus californicus, 1720 nucleotides. RefSeq names its product sphingomyelin phosphodiesterase 3-like. NCBI's taxonomy places the organism in Eukaryota, Metazoa, Arthropoda, Copepoda, Harpacticoida, Harpacticidae. The transcript has 2 exons. The record is from RefSeq and is a predicted model, not a curated record. Gene Ontology annotation, molecular function: sphingomyelin phosphodiesterase activity. Gene Ontology annotation, cellular component: cytoplasm. Bases 233 to 1651 code for a protein of 472 amino acids.